Molecule: messenger RNA, 690 nt
Organism: Xenia sp. Carnegie-2017
Lineage: Eukaryota; Metazoa; Cnidaria; Anthozoa; Malacalcyonacea; Xeniidae
Exons: 4
Coding region: 122-580 (152 amino acids)
Source: RefSeq, a predicted model, not a curated record
UAAGCACUCAUUUCCGCACUGUCGCGUUAUUGAAAUUAGAUCGCUUGUCGCGAAAAAUUUCAUUUUGUCUGUAAGUUUCCCGCUCGGCGUGUUUUCUAUUUGUCUUUUUUGUCAAAUAAAUAUGUCUCAAACGCACAAUCUCCAAAGAGCAAUUAUCGAGGCCGUAGGAAGAGCAGUACACGAGGCACUGCGAGAUCAACAUGAAGAGUCCUCUGAUGCAGCUACUGCCCACGAAAAUAAUAAUGAACCACAGAAUUCCAACUCAAAUGAUGAAAAUGAGGGUAACAAUUCAGGAAGAGUUGGUCGACCAAAGAAAAUAAUUCCAAGGGAUGUAUUGGAAAAUUUGCUUCAGUUACGACUUACGAUUGUGGAAAUUGCCAGACAGUUGAAAGUCGACAGGUCAGUGGUCUACAAAGCAAUGUCGGAGUAUGGGUUGUAUCGAGAAAACUUUUCACAAUUGUCACAAGACGAAAUAGAGAAAGAAGUGGACGCCAUUAAACAAAAUCAUCCUAAGGCUGGCGAGGUCAUGGUUCAAGGGUACCUUGAAUCUAGGGGUCUUUACAUUCAGCGACAAAUGUGAAAAAAGCCAUUCAUAUGGUUGAUCCAUUAGGUGUCGAAGAGAGAAAAAGUAAACCAAUAAAGCGUCGCAUUUAUACUAAUCCUUUUCCCAACUAUACUUGGCAUAUUGAU